AACCAUAACCGCCGCUAAACAUGGUUUUCCGCCUUUAGUUUAUGUCCCAAACAGGAUGCAGCAACAUGAACGCGGCACUUUCAGGAGCCACAAGCGAAUGUUCCUUCACAUUCCAUAUGGAAAACUCUCGUUGUUAAGUUACGACGAUGCCGCUGUUGUUCUUACUACUUCUGCUCAAUACCCGUUUUGGAGGAUUUAACGGCAUCGAAUAUGAAACAAUGUGCACUUCGAAUGUUUGCUUUACUCUACACUUGGACAAGGUGAGCUUUGACAAGGCCGGUCAGAGCUGUUUCCACAAUGGAGGGUACCUGAUGACGGUCAGGAACGAAGAAGAAGACCAUCAUAUCCAUUCUUUGAUCUCCUUGAUCCAGAAGGAGAAGCAAUUCAAGUUUUGGAUCGGAUUAAAACUUCACAAAGGCGACUGCGUUUUAGCUGACAAACCUCUCAGAGGAUUCAAGUGGACAUCCGGUGAAGAAGAUUCCCGCUUCUCCAACUGGGAUAAAGAACCCGUGGACACAUGUACUGAACGAUGUGUGCAUGUUAGCUACAAUCCGAAAAAUCGGAAUAUUCUGAAAUGGACUGCCGGAGCUUGCAAGACUCCUUCUUUUUACAUGUGUAAGUUUUACUUCCAAGGAAUGUGCGGAUCUCUGCUUCUGUCGGGAUCUGGAGAUAUAUCAUACACGGCUCCUUUCUCCGAGGAACCCUUGCAAAAUGAGAUCAAAUCCUUACCAAUCGGAACGUACGCGAAAAUCACAUGUGCCGAUCGGGAAUCUCACUUUUCUGUUUGUAUGCUGAGUGAUGAUAAAUACCAGUGGAACGUCGGAGGUCCGUUCUGUAAGGCAGAUCCCGGAAAAUGUGCUUCCGAUAACGGCGGAUGUGAACAUCUGUGCCAGGAGGACUCGGAUCAGGUUCGAUGCCUCUGUAAGCAAGGUUACACAAUCGAGGAAAACGGGUUUUCUUGUAAGUUACAAGACGUGUGCAACGUGGAAUUUUGUGAACACGACUGCAUCCUGGGAGAAUCCGGAUUUUCCUGCGAUUGUCCCGUCGGAUUCAAAUUGGAAGCAAAUCAGCGGAAUUGCUCGGAUAUCGACGAGUGCCAACUCCCACAUGUUUGCGCUAAUCGUUUGUGUGUUAACACACACGGAAGCUACACGUGUGCAUGUCGGGAAGGUUUCCAAAUGUUCCGAGGUGAUUGUCUCGAUUCGGAUGAGUGUGUGAAUUCCCGAUGUGAACACGGUUGCUUGAACACGAUGGGAUCGUUUUCCUGCUACUGCGAGGAUGGCUUUACUUUAUCCGAGGAUGGCUACUCUUGCGCGGACGUCAACGAAUGCGCCACGGAACGCUGUCAAUUCCGAUGUGUCAACACCGAAGGAAGUUUCAGUUGCGUAUGCCCGGCGGGGUUCCAUUCGGAUGCGAUUGGAAUGGAUUGCGUUCCGGAUAUCACUGACGCACCGUUAAAUGACGCAACGCAAGUAAACAUCGCCGAAACUGAACCCACGGUGACACAGGAACGCCGACGAGUGUCCACGCCCCUUCCACGUUUGGAGACCGUCACGCCAAUUAAUGCGUCCUCGGCAUCGAGCGCUAAAGUCGUCAACUCCAGAGUGCUUAUCUGUGUCCUGGGAUCGGUGAUUCCGUUGCUGAUGUUAGUCGCCGCGACGUUAGGUAUUGCCGUUGUUCGAUGUCAUCGAGCUAGAAAAGAAGCAAAGAAAACGACAACAGACACUUAUUGUUGGGUGGCCUCGGGUUUGGAUCCACGCUUGGAGAAAUUUUACGAAUCCAUCUUGACUGAUGAUUUAUGACCCGAUGGACGGAAUUGCUUUUGUGUAUAAUUCAUCUUCAAGCAUAUUUAUGUAAUUUAUAUUUAAGGUUCGACUGUAUAAACGUCA
Molecule: messenger RNA, 1889 nt
Organism: Doryrhamphus excisus (bluestripe pipefish)
Lineage: Eukaryota; Metazoa; Chordata; Actinopteri; Syngnathiformes; Syngnathidae
Source: RefSeq, a predicted model, not a curated record